AUGGUCAGAUGCUGGAGCUUCAUUCUCUGUGCCCUCGCCUUUCUCGGUGUCGACGCCGUCGACAACCUCUCUGACUUCUCUAACAAUCUGGCUACGGAUAUAGCUCCUCUUCUCGUUCUAGUCGGCGAUACUAUGACCAAACAGUACCUCAGUGAGAGCACAUCCUUUCUCAACUCCUUUAUCUUUACUAUGGCCCCGAAUGGCAUCAUCCCCGGGAUCCUCCUCGCCAUUCGAGUCUGCGGGCACUCAUCUCCCCGCGCCUUCUUUGGCAGGUCCCAGGAAGGCGAUGGCGUGGUUGAGGCCGAAUUAUGCACGUCUACGGGCCGCGACGUGUGCGAGAUGUUUAAUAGGGGCGGCAUCACUCGUGUUCUGUGCUUUCAAUCGUGCCGAACCAGAGAACGGAGCUAG
This is a messenger RNA of Fusarium odoratissimum NRRL 54006, 408 nucleotides long. RefSeq lists its product as uncharacterized. The record is from RefSeq and is a predicted model, not a curated record. Bases 1 to 408 code for a protein of 135 amino acids. The transcript has a single exon. Lineage: Eukaryota; Fungi; Ascomycota; Sordariomycetes; Hypocreales; Nectriaceae.